AUGUCAAACGAUCAGGUACAGAGCAAAAACUACAGGGAGAAAAUUGAAGAAGAAAAAGAAGAAGGAAAGAGAAUGACCAGCGACACCGGAAAUGGGAAGGUGGUUUGCCUCAUUGCUUCAUGGCUCGUCAAGCUUCUUCUUCAUCUUGGUUACACUGUUAAGGCCACUGUUCGGGAUCCUAAUUUGGUGCGUGACCCUGAAGGAGCAAAGGAGAGACUGAAACUGUUUAAAGCAGAUCUUUUAGAAGGAGGUUCCUUUGACCUUGCUGUGGAGGGUUGUGAGGGUGUAUUUCACGCUGCCUCUCCCUGCAUCUUAAAUCCCAAGGACCCACAGCUUGAACUCAUUGACCCAACUACCAAUGGAACUCUUAAUCUUCUAAAGUCAUGUGCAAAAUUACCAUCUCUGAAACGAGUUGUCUUAACAUCUUCCAUGGCUGCAAUGCUAUGUAAUGGACAACCUACAACUCCUGAAGUCGUAGUUGAUGAGGCAUGGUUUUCAAAGCCAGAAUUUUGCAGGGAGUUUAAGCAAUGGUAUGCACUUUCCAAGACAUUGGCUGAAGAUGCUGCCCGGAAAUUUGUAAAAGAAAACAACAUUGACAUGGUUGUCAUCCACCCUGGAUUCGUACUAGGAUCACUCUUGCAACCAUCACUUAACGAAUCUUCUGCUCUGAUUUUAGGGUUAUUAACUGGUGCACAUACAUCUCCAAAUUUAGCUGUAGGAUGGACUAAUGUCAAAGAUGUUGCAAAUGCUCAUAUUCAAGCGUUUGAGAUUUCUUCAGCUAAUGGAAGAUAUUGUUUGGCUGGACUGUGGCUCACUUCUGAGACAUUGUAA
Messenger RNA from Neltuma alba, 831 nucleotides. RefSeq names its product tetraketide alpha-pyrone reductase 1-like. The transcript has 5 exons. Gene Ontology annotation, molecular function: oxidoreductase activity, acting on the CH-OH group of donors, NAD or NADP as acceptor. NCBI's taxonomy places the organism in Eukaryota, Viridiplantae, Streptophyta, Magnoliopsida, Fabales, Fabaceae. The record is from RefSeq and is a predicted model, not a curated record. The coding region runs from base 1 to 831 and encodes 276 amino acids.